Messenger RNA from Brenthis ino (lesser marbled fritillary), 216 nucleotides. Lineage: Eukaryota; Metazoa; Arthropoda; Insecta; Lepidoptera; Nymphalidae. The record is from the annotation of a GenBank genome assembly.
AUGUUUGAUUUAUGUCACGAUUCACAUAUGAGGUACAAGCGCAAAAAGGAAAACGCUUUAGAAAAUGAAGCAAUUUUGAUGGGAUAUAAUCCAGCUACGAAAAUUUUUAAUGAUGACCAAGAAGCAGAAAUAGUAAAUUACCUGAUACAAACAGCUGAUAUUCAUUACGGCUUAUCACCAAAACAAGUGCGUCGUUUGGCAUACGAUUUAACAGUG